Molecule: messenger RNA, 2497 nt
Organism: Myxocyprinus asiaticus (Chinese sucker)
Lineage: Eukaryota; Metazoa; Chordata; Actinopteri; Cypriniformes; Catostomidae
Exons: 16
Coding region: 84-2135 (683 amino acids)
Molecular function (GO): protein binding
Source: RefSeq, a predicted model, not a curated record
GUGCCUGGGAGCUCACACACACACAAUCACACACGUACUCUCCAGUAAGAUUAUGUGAAGGAAACAGACUCAAAGUACUGAAAAUGAACCUCUUCUGCUUCACUCUGGAUGGCUCGACAGACAGCCUGUACGAGCCUGCCCAAUGUGACCAGAACAGCCAAGACUCUGGCUUAUUACACAGAAGGCUAUGCAGCCCUAGCUCUGUGAAAAAGAGUGUUUGGAGAGGUUCAGAGCCUUGCAUCACCAUGAAGCUUCCAGAGUCAAAUAAGGCUCAUUUGGAAAAGGCAAAGAGAAAGUCCCAAAUAGUUUUUGAAGAUGAGACUACAGAGUCUAAUAAUGCCCACGGGCCCUCCACCAAGAAAAACGAUGGAUCGGUGCACGGCAAGAACAAUUCCAACACAGAGAUGGUCAAAGAUCACAACCGGACAAAACAAUUUACAAGGGAGGAGAAAGAGCAACAAGAGAGUUUGGAGAAAACAGAGGAAAAUUCCUGUGUUCAGGGUGUGAAUUUUGAAUCCUGGAAUCCCAAUAGAGAAAACUCUGAAGGCAGACAACAACACGUGACCAGGAGGGCAGAGGGUGAGGAGGAGGCGCAAGGAACAUUGAAGAGGAUCCAGAAAUUGGUGGGAGUGAAGAAGGGGGGUCAAAGCAGCACUGAGGAACCGUACAGGAACAGCACAGACACUGGCGAUCAUUUGCCAGAAUCAGAGAGAAAAGACCACAGUCCAGUCAUUACCUGCAUCACUCUGACCAAAAAAACUGAGAAAACGUUUGCGAGGAGGUCGACAUUGCAACCACCGCAAUCCCAGCAGCCCCCACUGGAGAAGGAGGUGGAAAUAAUGGAAACAGAAGGUUCUUGGAGUCAAGGGCUCUUUCAGGAGUACUGGAACCCCUUGAGCUACUCUACAGCCUGGGAAUCUUCCAGUCACACCUGCCACAGGUCAACGGCCGAACAGGUCAUGUACAACUUCAACUUUACCCUACCCAGAGACACAGACUGGGACAAGUACGAACAGCUCUUCCACCGACUGGACCCCUACAAACGAGACCAGCAGGCCAGAUGGAUCACCCACUCCGUCAUGGACCUGGACAUCCCUGACACCUUGCGUUCCACCAGUUUUGGGAUUUUUGACAGGCAGCAGCCCACCCAAGUCAAGACAGAAGAAAAAGGAGAUAGUUUGCCCACAGAAGCAGAGUCUCCUGAGGUGGAUCCCGGUAAAACAGGAGGUCUUGGGAAGAGGAUGAAGACCAUCUCUCUGACCAUGCGUAAGAAGAUGGGCAGGAAAUACACUAAAGCCCUGUCAGAGGAAAUGGGAGAGGAAAAUGAUCCUGUGGCAACCAAAGAGGGAAACGGUGGAAGUUCUUUAGCUAAAGGUUGCUCCCAUUCCAGUAAUUCCGUGGAGAGUUUGUUCAGUUUGCACAGCGGACAGAGCUCAUCCAGUGGUGUGACCAGUGGCUCGGAGGGUUAUAGUAUCAGGGACAGUCUGCGUCUAGAAGAAGACAUGCCGUACACGGGCCAGUUCUGUGGGAGAGCCAAAGUCCACACCGACUUUGUUCCCAGUCCGUAUGACACAGAAUCUCUCAAACUCAAGGUAGGAGAUGUUAUUGAUAUCAUCAGUAAACCUGCGAUGGGAAUCUGGACUGGGAUGUUGAAAGGCAAAGUGGGAAACUUUAAGUUCAUCUAUGUUGAUGUGCUGGUGGAGGAAAGGGCUCCAGAACCAAGGAUCCGUUCUCACAGGAGGAGCAGAAGACCUCGACCCAAAACGUUGCAGGAACUUCUUGAGAGACUAAACCUAGAGGAGCACAUUUCAUCUCUUCUGCUGAACGGUUAUCAGACGGUGGAAGAUCUUCGAGAUCUUAAGGAGCAGCAUCUCAUAGAGCUGAACGUAACCGACCCUGAACACAGACACCGACUGCUAGCGGCAGCAGAAAGACUUCAGGACACAGAAUAUAAUAAUCAGAGCCAUGGUGAGGCUGACGAGGAGCCCAAAUCUCCCUCCGCGCAAAUUAAAACAGAGCUGAAUGACUUUCCCAGAGACUCGGGCUGUUACAUCGGAUCUGACUGUUCAGAUAACAGUAAAGAGGACACUGAAAACCAGAUGGCAAGUCUGAGCCCACCAGCAGCUGAAACCUAACCACAACACCUCCAGGCCUGCAUAACACUGUGUUUAAACCCUCGCCCUGCCUCUGGCUGGUGCAAGGACGUCUGCUGGCCACAAAAUAGUUUGGCCGAAAUUUUAACAGUGUAUUGAAGACUUCCUGUCUGUUUGGGUAAAUUGAGACCUGUUGCAUUAAAGUGUUUUGUCCAGUGUUGUGCUGUGACGACAUCGGGGAAACUGUGGAAACAUGACGGUAAUUUAGAUAUUACAGAUGACAUGUAAAUAAACUGUAAAUAUUAUGUGGUACAAAACUUUGCUCUUGUAAACCGCUUAAACAUUGCCUUGCAGCUGUAAGACAAAAGAGAAAAACCAUUUUAUGCAAUAAAAAAGUUCUUCAA